Messenger RNA from Miscanthus lutarioriparius, 282 nucleotides. The record is from the annotation of a GenBank genome assembly. Lineage: Eukaryota; Viridiplantae; Streptophyta; Magnoliopsida; Poales; Poaceae.
AUGGCGAUGGGCUCCAAGAAGAUUCAGGUCUUCCUCGCGGUUGCGCUGCUGAUGGCUCUCCUCGCAGCAGUUGCGUCGGCGGGCAGGGGCAGUUUCCAGCUGGAGCCGGAAGCUAAAGCUCGAUGCAACAGAGUUGGAGCCUGUUCGGCUAGCUUGUGCACCUCCAUCUGCAACACGCAUUCUGCAGGGUCAUGCAUUAUCAAGGGCCAGUUCGUCUACUGCUGUUGUGACCCAGUACCGAUCGCCAACGGCCCCGAUGCCCAUCGUCCGCUUCUUCAUUGA